AUGAAACCCGCAGUUGCUUCCCUAAGAAAGGAAUUCAUCGUCAACGUUAGGAGCAACCAGAUACCGGACAUAACCUUUUUGCCGUCUCUGAACUCUUACGCCUUCGUUAAUGGCAUUGAAGUCGUUUCAAUGCCGGAAAAUCUCUACAUUCGCGGCAGUGAUUAUCAAAUCCCACUAGUCCCGAACCAAAUAUCAUUCAAUAUUGAUAACACCUCUGNAGAAAAUCUCUACAUUCAUGGCAGCAGUGAUCAUCAAAUCCCACUAGUGAGCCAGAACCAAAUUUUUUUCAUUGAUAACAGCUCUGUUCUUGAGACUCUCUAUCGAUUAAAUGUUGGCGGUAAUGAGGGAAGUCCCAAUCCAGUAUACAAAGGACACACCACCUUACACUGCACCGAAGAUCGUUUACACAACCACAAGGACCAUGGGCAACCNAUGUUUCGUUUAUUGUUUCCGGACGACAAUUACACCUACACAGCUUAUGGGUUUACACCUCACAGGGAAGUCCCAAUCCAGUAUACAAAGGACACACCACCUUACACUGCACCGAAGAUCGUUUACACAACCACAAGGACCAUGGGCAACCAAAGUCUAACAUACAAUCUGACAUGGAGAUUUCCUGUUGAUUCUGGGUUUUAUUAUCUUCUCAGACUCCAUUUCUGCGAGAUUCAAUUGGAGGUGACCUUGAAGAACCAAAGGGUUUUUAUAAUAUACAUCAACAAUCAAACGGCACAGAGAAGAGCAGAUGUUAUCCACUGGAGUGGUGGCACUGGAAUCCCGGUGUUCAAAGAAUACGUCAUCAUGGUCACCGACCCAGAUGGUUGCCGGAACAAGCAAGACUUGUGGCUCGCUAUGUACCCUGAGCUCGACUCUAGACCCGAGUACGGUGAUGCUAUAUUGAAUGGUUUAGAAAUCUUCAAAUUGAAUAGAACAGACGAUAGUCUGGCAGGGGCAAACCCUGAACUUGUACUCAGUCCACCGCCGGGACCAUUCACCUUGUCACCGCAGAAGAAGAACAAUAAAAAAGCACCUAGGUUGCCGGUCAUUAUCAGCAGCGUAGUCGGAGGAGGGUCUGUUCUAGUCUUGAUCUUGGGUUUCUUGAUUUUCCGACGACGGAUGAGAGUGAAAGACUUGGGCUCAACACAGCCCAAGUCGUCGUGGGUCCCCUUAUCUGACGGUUCAAAGUCCACAAAAACCAGCGGUUCAUCACUAUCGUGUGAUCUAUGUAGACGCUUUUCACUUGAGGAGAUCACAUCUGCUGCAUGCAACUUGGCAGGAGGAUUUGGUAAUGUAUAUAAAGGCCACAUCGACAACGGUGCAACCACCAUUGCGAUCAAACGAUUGAACCAAUCACCAAAUCAAGGGGCCCGUGAGUUCCAAACAGAGAUCGGUAUGCUAUCGAAGUUACGCUACCUCCAUCUGGUGUCGUUGAUCGGUUAUUGUAAGGACAACCGUAAGAUGAUCUUAGUGUAUGAUUAUAUGGCCAAUGGUACCCUCCGUGAUCAUCUUUACAAAUAA
Messenger RNA from Ilex paraguariensis (yerba mate), 1515 nucleotides. The record is from the annotation of a GenBank genome assembly. NCBI's taxonomy places the organism in Eukaryota, Viridiplantae, Streptophyta, Magnoliopsida, Aquifoliales, Aquifoliaceae.